Drosophila melanogaster (fruit fly) is the source of this 6009-nucleotide messenger RNA. RefSeq names its product NFAT nuclear factor (gene NFAT). The transcript is spliced from 8 exons. The record is from RefSeq and is marked reviewed. Bases 380 to 2182 code for a protein of 600 amino acids. Gene Ontology annotation, molecular function: DNA-binding transcription factor activity; DNA binding; RNA polymerase II cis-regulatory region sequence-specific DNA binding. Gene Ontology annotation, cellular component: chromosome; cytoplasm; nucleus. Gene Ontology annotation, biological process: animal gross anatomical part developmental process; cell development; system development. Lineage: Eukaryota; Metazoa; Arthropoda; Insecta; Diptera; Drosophilidae.
UGGUAGAUACAAACAAUUAAAGCAACUGCAGAGCAAAUUUACCAACAAACAAAGCAACAACACACAAAACAAAUGUACAAAGUCAAUCCAAAAUUACAAAUAUUAAUUUAAAACACAAAGAAACAAUUAAAUGUGCCAACAAUAUUUACCAAAUCAACAAAAACAAUACAAGUCAGAGGGAAGACAACAAAAUCGAUGCCUGUAAACAUAAUUAUAAAAUAUACUAAAAGCACUUAUCCCAAAAAGAGAACGAGAAACUCGAGGAGAGAGUAGAAAGAGUGGAAAGAACAAUCACUAAUCGAAAAUAAAUUAAUUGCACCACAAAUAGCCAUAAGAGUUAAUUAAAGUUAUUUAAAGAGUCCAGUGAAAAUCAAUCAAAAUGCGAUUCACCUACAAUCAGUAUAAACAUUAUGAGUCCGGUUAUCGGAUUCCAUCUAAAAUGCAUAAUCUGAGCCAUAAUAACAACAAUAAUAGUAAUAAUAAUAAUAAUGGGGGUGGCCACACCAACAACAACAACAAUGGCAACAAUAGUGGCCAUCACUAUGCCCAUCACAAUAAUAGCAACAAUGGCGGCAAUAACAACACAAAUUUCCAAGCCUAUCAGCAUCAUUACAAAAGUAAUUUCGGCAUGAGAAUGACCAUGUCCACCAAUUCCACAAUGAGUGCGCGUAUACAUCGAAAAGGAUUUCGCAUACCAUCGAAAAGACAGCCGGGUAAGGGAUUGCCCGGCAAGUUGCACACCAUAACCAGGACGGGUCCUGGCAAAAUGGUUCCUGGGAAGCGAAUACCACAGCGACCCCAUCCGCCGCCCUGCGACAACUCGAACGACAGUGGGCUGGGUUUCGAUCAGCACACGGAGCUGAGAUCCUCGGCAGGAGCUGGGGGCGUUACUGAUCCGGCGGCCAAUGGAGGCAGUGGCUCCAACUCUGGCCAGCGAUCCAGUUUGCUGGUCAAUAGCGCUUUAACCAACACAGUGGCUGCUGCAGCAGCCGCAGCAGCUGCCGCGGUGGCCAGCAACACGUUGCAGCAGCAUCAGCAGCACCAUCAACAGCAGCAGCAGCAACAGCAGCAACAACAGCAGCAGCAGCAGCAACAACAACAACAGCAGCAGCAGCAACAACAUUCACCGCAGCAGCAUUUAAUCAGAGCGAUACCUGUAUCAAGAUUCAUAUCGGCCAGGAAUGUCACGCGUGUGGCGAACAAACGUCAACCCACUACACCGCUGAACAGCGUCGCCAGCUCCAACGAUGGCCAGGUGCAGCUGGAGAUUUUGUCGCAGCCGGAGCAACAGCACCGGGCACGCUAUCAAACGGAGGGCAGCCGCGGUGCCGUCAAGGAUCGCAGCGGCAAUGGAUUCCCGAUCGUCCGACUGACCGGAUACGAUAAGGUUGCCGUCCUCCAGGUCUUCAUCGGCACGGACAUUGGACGCGUGGCACCGCACAUGUUCUAUCAGGCCUGCAAGGUUGCCGGCAAGAACUCGACGCAGUGCAACGAGAAGAAGGUCGACGGCACCAUGGUCAUUGAGAUCGAUUUCAAGCCCGAAACGGACAUGACCAUCACAUGCGAUUGCGUUGGAAUCUUGAAGGAACGCAAUGUGGAUGUGGAGCACCGAUUUCCCGAGCAUCUGGCGCAAAAGAACAAGAAGAAAUCGACUCGCUGCCGGAUGGUGUUCCGCACCCAGCUGACCCGUGACGAUGGCACCACCGAGACCCUCCAGGUCUGCUCGAAUCCAAUCAUCUGCACUCAACCACCUGGCGUGCCGGAAAUAUGCAAGAAAUCCUUAAACUCAUGUCCCGUUGAUGGCGGCCUCGAGCUUUUCAUUAUCGGCAAGAACUUUCUGAAGGACACACACGUGGUGUUUCAGGAGACAUACGACAGCGUCAACGGUGACGAUCCGGCCACGGAAAUUGCAGUGCGCCAGCAGCUCAUCGGCGGUACAGCCGCUCUUUGGGAACAGAGUGUUCUGCCGGAUAAGGAGUACCUUCACCAGACUCAUCUGAUAUGCACGGUGCCACCGUAUCUGCACCAGAACAUCCUGAAACCGGUCCAGGUUCAAGUGUCGAUCGUCUCCAGCGGCAAGAAGAGCGAACCGCAUACGUUCACCUACACGGCCAAGGGACAGUACACGACGCUGGCGGCGGCCAGCACGUUAAGUAACACAAUCCACGCCCAAGCAAUUUAGGUGCUCAAUCUAACUAUAUAGUCAAAUAUGUAAAUUUUUGAGUGCUAUAAAAUGCAAGGCCAAAAUUAAAUCAAAAUUAAGUCAUUAAUCGACAGUCAAUAUAAACAAGUAUAUAGACACCGAUAUAUCCUGUAUCUCUCUAUAUAUACAAACACGAACAGCAACCAUAGCAAAGUGGCCAACGAAAUAAAUCGAAAGCUUGCCUGGAAAGCAACGCUGGAUAAAAAAGCGAUGUAAUCGAAUGAAUCGCAGCAAUCGCUCGAUAAGUGACUGACAAUCGCUUGCGUUCGAUGGCGAUAGAUACUCACACACCCACACACGUCACACAGACACACAGAAAUCAAAAAAAAACAAAAUAUAAAUUAUUUGAAGGACCUAUGGCACCGAGGCAGCAAUAUCCUAUCCAACCGCAUGUGAAAUGAUGAUCGGCGACGGAUUUUCAGCCCCAACGAGACUUCAACAGCCACAUCUGCUCAUCUCUAGCCCCAUCUCUAACGUUCAACAACAACAGCAUCAAGGAUAAUUUUAGGGUACUGGUUAAAAAAAAAAAAAACCAUUCAACUCUUACAGAAACCAAUUACCAAACAAUAAUUACCGAUUGACCAACGUACAAAUUCUUUUUUGCCAUUUCGUAAUCCAUUUUCUAUAUGUCUAUUAAUGAAUACACACAUACACACACACACACACACACAAAACCCUGCCCUUAAAACACACACACACACACACCACAUAUACCAUUACUAUUAACUAUAAGGGAAACCGAUUUCACAUAUAACCUUAGAGCAUUACCUUUAAGCGUCUAUAUAUAUAUAUACCAUAUAUUUUACGUACUCACAUAAAGCUAACACCAUUCAAAGAUUUUUUGUCCUGUCCUGUUUGCGAAUCCUUGCGAUCGUUCAGGAGUUGUCAUAUGUUAGGGAUCAGUUCAUUUGGCUAGAUUAGCUAAGAAAUUGCUUCGAUUUUCAACAGGGUACGAAAAUUGUUGCUAAUUUUAUUCAUUCAGAAUCAUUGACAUAUUUUUUAAUAUUUCGCAAUCCUUCAUAAAUACCGUAAUAUUUCAAUCAAUUCAUAUGAAAAUUGCAAGAUGUAAUUACAUCUUUAUUCUCCUACUUAUACAAUAAUUUCUUAUAACUUCUUUUCCAGAAAUUUCAUAAAAUAGAGGUGUGUAAAUUAUGAAAAUGUAUGGUAAUCUAUAUAGUGACAUUUCUUCCCUAUAACAUUCAUUGCAUACCCUUUAAAGAUCAGUUUCUGUGCUCUCCUGUCUAACCAUACAAUUCAUGAUACAGAAAUUGCAGUUCUAUGUGAAGACUGAACUUCAGUUGAAUGGAAAUUUUCAAUAUGCAGACAGUGUCAGGGUUCAAUUAAAAGUUCUUUACUUAAAAAUGUCUUAAUGAAAAGACAUGAUUAUAACAAUAAGAAACCAUAAGCGGGAACUUGGUCUGAAAGACCCCAAAUAAGAGGUGGUAGUGAUGGGACUCGUCUAGAAUGAGUGGAAAUUCAAAGCAUCGCUCGACUUCAGAGCCUCAACAUUACGCCUAGAGAACGACAUCAGGUUUAGAUCAUUGCGAUCCCGCUUAGGAAACGAGAACUGAGAUAUUUGGGUUUUCUGGCUCCUAAUAUACUAAUCCAUAAACACUUUAAAUCUAAGCACUAGUACUUAAGUUCAGCAAUUAGAAGUAACUAUUAAGUCUAUUAAUUAGAGCAACGAAAAAGCUUGGAGUGUGCUUUGAUGUGUUUGAUUGAAUGAAUGAUUGAGUGUAUAAACUUUACGAUUGGUGAAUGACUGUUUGUUUGAUUUGUGCGAUUGCCGAUUGAGUAAUUAGUUGAAUGGUUUAUGUAGUUUCGUAAAGUGUGAUCCUUUGCGAUUAUUUGUUAAACAAAUCUUGUCUUUAGCUGUGUGCUUGAUGAAGACUUAAGGCUUACUUAGAGGAGUCUGUCUGAUCCAUUUUCGGGUCGGGUUCGUCUUGUCAUUUGUAGUGUUCAAUGAUUGCCUUUUAUUAUCGAUCUGUUCAGCUUGGUGUGGUUUGAUUUAGUCAGUCAGUCAGUCAGUUCUUUCAUUUUGUGUUCAGUUGAAAGAUGAAAUGUUCUAAGAAUUCUUUGAUGACCUCUUUCGUAGCUAUCUUGUUGUUCCAUUCCCUUUUGUAAUUGCCGUGUGAAAGGAGUUGCCAGUGAAAUUUCGUAGCCAAGCUUAAAUACUCUUAAGAACCUAAUAUAUAUAUAAAAUAAAUCUAGUCUUAAUUAGUGGUUAAGUAUUAGAAUUAGAUACCAACGUCCCUGCGGAGAUGGCAGAUCCAAAGAAUUCGAGUGCUUUUCUAUUGCUAUCGCUAUAGUUUAAGUUUUUUUUUAGUUUGUAAGUUGUAGUAGACCCGGAAUAAAGUGAAAGGCACUCGGAUUUUACGGACCUCUCCCUUAGCAAUCCCCUUCCAAGACUUAUUCUCAGAAACCUGACCUAGGAUUAAGAGGACCCCAACCCACCAAAACAAAAAGAAAAUACCCUGCCGUUUAUUAUAUCUUUGUUUUUUCUUUUAUGAUUUCUUAUAUUAUGACCCCGUGAUUCUUGCAUGACAUACCACCAAAAUGAGAUUACUAAGAUGACUCUUUUCUGUCCAUUGUUCCUCUUGUAGAUGUGAGCGGUUUCAUGGACACCACAUCAGCGUCCAAUGCGAGUGGCUCCAGUGGUUGGAGUGCGGCAGGCGGUUCCGGCAACAAUACAUCUACAGGCGAUAAUGUGGAGGCCAAACACGAGAUCGAUUCGGGCAUGAUGCCUCCGCCCAUUACCACCCAAAUACCGAUGGGCGUUCGACGCUCCUCGCUGCCCAGUGUCACACCCAUGAUCACGGACCAACAGCUGGUCCAUCUCAACGCAGUGGCGGCCAGUGCCGAGGCCCUGAAGACGGAACUCGACGACAGCAACUCGCAUAGCCCACUGACCGGUGAAUCCACACCGGAUAGCCCCAACGCAGCCUUGCAGUAUCAUCGCUUUGCACGAAAGCCCAGCCUGGACACCAUUAUGUACGAUCAGUCGAACAGUCUGCCCGGUUUCCCGACCGUUGUGGCGCCGGCUACAGCUGCCGCCGUGGCCGCUGCAGUUGAUAUUGAUCCGACGGCGGUGGCCGUGGCGGUGGAACUGGCCGUAAAAAAUGAGAUUGUCAAGCAUGUCGUACAGCAGCACCAGCAGAUGCAGGAGCAAAUGCACGAGCAGCAGCAGCAGCAACAGCAGCAGCAACAACAACAACAACAGCAGCAACAACAACAACCCCAACAGCAGCAGCAGCAACAGGUGCACAAGUUUAUUGACGAGCUGACCAAAUCCACAUCGGUGGUUUCCAGCAAUGGUACCACCGAACCAGCUCUGUUCACCACCUCGGCGGUGAUCGAUCAUGCCCUGACCGAUAUUCUGCAGGCCAAAGUUGGCAUUGCGCCGCCCAAUGUGGUGCUGGAAAGGAGUUUGUCCCUAAGCUCCACAAAUUCCAGCAGCUCCAUGAGCGGCAGUGAGAGUUCGCCGAAUAGUUCACCUUUGACGCAGGAUAUCAUACUCAAUUCAGAACCGGCAGCAGCUCUGGCCGGAGCUGCUGCCUUGGGUGGCCCGGCGCCUGUCGAUGUCACCGGUGGUCUGUCCACCGAUAUCAUUAUGAAUCCCGCCGUUUCACCAUCGACUAUUUUGUGCUCCGCAAAUGGAGCGGCCACUGCCGUAGUGCCGAAUAUACUCGCACCUCACCAAGUGACCAUGGCCAACUCCAUUUUGAACGAUAUUGCCAUGCAGCCGGAACCAACACAGCAGGAUGCAGCAGUAGCAGCCUUGGCGUUGAGCAACAUCAUGAUGAGUC